This is a messenger RNA of Bactrocera tryoni, 759 nucleotides long. RefSeq names its product spidroin-1-like. The transcript has a single exon. Bases 1 to 759 code for a protein of 252 amino acids. NCBI's taxonomy places the organism in Eukaryota, Metazoa, Arthropoda, Insecta, Diptera, Tephritidae. The record is from RefSeq and is a predicted model, not a curated record.
AUGCGUGCCUUCAUCGUCCUCUGUUUAUUCACCGUUGCCUGUGCGGAUAAGUUGGGCUACAACUAUCGCCCUGUAGGACACUCAGACGCUGGACUCUCGUUUGCACCAGGUGGUUCCUCAGGAUUCGGUGGUCUCGGCGGGGGCGGAUUAGGCGAUAGUGGGUUUGGUGGAUUAGGUGGCAGCAGUGGUGGACCUGGUGGUCUGGGUAGUUAUGGUGGACCAGGAGGUGCAGCGACACAAGUUUCACCUUCUUACUCCGCACCCGCCGCUGAAUUCGACAAGGAAUUCUACACCUACAGCGCUGAUGAGAAUGACUUCAAUGAACCCGCCGGCAGCGAACAACUGGAUGCUUUAUUGAAGAAGAAUCUGCGUGUUGUCUUCGUUAAGGGACCCGAAAAUAAUGGUUUGGAGAACGCCGCCCUUAAUCUUGCCAGACUUGCUGCCGAAAAGAAGACCGCAAUCUAUGUUCUACAAAAACAAGCCGACUUGGGUGAUUUGGCCAACAAAUUGCAGUCUCAACACGGCCUUACAGGUCACAAACCCGAUGUGCACUUCGUCAAGUACCGCACACCAGAGGAUGCUGCCAAUGCCCAACGUGCUAUUCAAUCGCAAUACGAUCAAUUGGGUGGCAACUCUCAAUCGCACGAUGGUGGCGCCGCACCAGUCCAUGACUUUUCGUCUCCUGCCUCGCGACCAGCUGCCCGUCCAGUAAGCGCUCCAGGCGCUUCAUACUUGCCUUCCUCGAUUAUCCGCAAAUAA